Danio rerio (zebrafish) is the source of this 6848-nucleotide messenger RNA. NCBI's taxonomy places the organism in Eukaryota, Metazoa, Chordata, Actinopteri, Cypriniformes, Danionidae. The record is from RefSeq and is a predicted model, not a curated record.
GUAAAGCGCACAGGCUAAUGCUAACGCGGCUCUCGCUCUCGCGCGCGGCGGCGCUCUGCGCGUGCACCGGGGACGCUGUCAUCCGCACGGCCGCUAACGGACGGUAAACUAUCCCUCGCGUUGUAUUUCCACCGGCGACGUGACGCUACCGGGUAGGCAAUUCAAGUUGUACCUGUGGUUUAUGACCGUUUAAGGUGGCUCAAAUUAAAGAUAUGUGUUUAAUCCUCCGCCAAAUCGACGCUCAAUUCGAGGCCUGACUUCACUCCAGUCAGUUAGCAGCAACGGACACACGCAGCAGUUCAUUCACCGACGUUACGAAGGAAUAACAGAGAGGAUGCCAGCUCCGAUCAGACUGCGGGAGCUGAUCCGGACCAUCCGGACGGCUCGAACCCAGGCAGAGGAGCGGGAGAUGAUCCAGAAAGAGUGUGCUGCCAUCAGGUCAUCCUUCAGAGAAGAGGACAACACAUACCGCUGUAGAAAUGUGGCUAAGCUUCUUUAUAUGCACAUGUUGGGCUACCCAGCACACUUUGGCCAGCUGGAGUGCCUGAAACUGAUUGCAUCACAGAAGUUCACAGAUAAAAGGAUAGGAUACCUGGGAGCCAUGCUGCUUCUUGAUGAGAGGCAGGACGUCCAUCUAUUAAUGACAAACUGCAUCAAGAAUGACUUGAAUCACAGUACACAGUAUGUGCAGGGACUGGCCCUGUGCACUUUGGGCUGCAUGGGCUCAUCCGAAAUGUGCCGUGACUUAGCUGGAGAGGUGGAGAAACUCCUCAAGACAUCAAAUUCUUACCUGAGGAAAAAGGCUGCACUGUGUGCAGUUCACGUCAUCCGCAAGGUCCCAGAGCUGAUGGAGAUGUUCCUUCCAGCAACAAAAAACCUGCUCAGCGAGAAAAAUCAUGGAGUUCUCCACACAUCUGUUGUUCUGCUCACUGAAAUGUGUGAGCGAAGUCCUGACAUGCUCUCGCACUUUAGGAAGAAUGAAAAGCUGGUUCCACAACUUGUGCGAAUCCUGAAGAACCUGAUCAUGUCAGGCUACUCUCCUGAGCAUGAUGUGUCCGGCAUCAGUGACCCUUUCCUGCAGGUGCGGAUAUUGAGGCUACUGAGAAUUCUGGGAAAGGGGGACGAUGACUCUAGUGAAGCUAUGAAUGACAUUCUUGCACAGGUUGCAACGAAUACAGAGACGAGUAAAAAUGUAGGCAAUGCUAUCCUCUAUGAAACGGUUCUUACUAUUAUGGACAUCAAAUCAGAGAGUGGUCUGAGGGUUUUAGCAAUUAACAUUCUAGGACGUUUUCUUCUCAACAAUGACAAAAACAUCAGAUAUGUGGCAUUGACAUCUCUACUGAAGACGGUUCAGACAGACCACAAUGCUGUGCAGAGACAUCGAAGCACUAUCGUGGACUGCUUAAAAGACCUUGACGUGUCCAUUAAAAGGCGUGCAAUGGAGCUGAGCUUUGCCCUCGUCAAUGGCAACAACAUCCGGGGCAUGAUGAAGGAGCUUCUGUAUUUCCUGGACUCCUGUGACCCCGAGUUCAAAGCGGACUGCGCAUCGGGGAUCUUCCUGGCUGCUGAGAAGUAUGCGCCUUCCAAAAGAUGGCACAUAGACACCAUUAUGAGGGUUCUGACCACGGCAGGGAGUUACGUUCGGGACGACUCUGUGCCCAACCUCAUUCAGCUCAUCACAAACAGCGUAGAGAUGCAUGCGUACACUGUACAGAGACUCUACAAAGCCCUCCUGGACGACAUCUCCCAGCAACCUCUAGUACAGGUGGCAUCCUGGUGCAUAGGGGAGUAUGGAGAUCUGUUGGUCUCAGGCCAGUGUGAGGAAGAGGAACCUAUUCAGGUUUCUGAAGAUGAGGUUCUGGAUGUCUUAGAAGGUCUCCUGGUUUCUAACUUGUCCGCCCCUGUAACGAGAGGUUAUUCUCUAACUGCUAUCAUGAAGCUGUCGACCCGUUUCAGCAGUGUGAAUCGAAUCAAGAAAGUGGUCUCGAUAUAUGGCAGCAGCAUAGAUGUGGAGCUACAGCAGAGAGCUGUGGAAUAUAACGCACUUUUCAAAAAAUAUGAUCACAUGAGACCUGCAUUACUAGAGCGAAUGCCUAUCAUGGAGAAAAGCGCCACCAACGGCCCAGCAGAGAUUGUACAGACCAAUGGAGAAACAGAUGCACCCAUUCUGGACACAAAACAUCCGCCCAACAUCCCUCAGCCAAUCAGUCAGGCAAAUGAUUUAUUAGACCUACUCGGAGGUAAUGAUGUGGUACCUGUUAUCCAAACAACCGCUCCCACAAAGCCGGCGUCAGCUGGAGGAGAACUGCUGGAUCUGCUAGGAGAUCUUUCUCUGACAGGCGGUCCGGCCCCCACCCCUGCUCCCUCUGUGCCCAUGUCCCAGCCCCCUUUCCUUUUGGACGGUCUCACUUCACAGCCCCUCUUCAAUGACAUUGGAGCGGGCAUUCCACCAAUGACGGCGUACAAUAAAAAUGGAUUGAAAAUCGAGUUCACGUUUGAACGCUCCAACCCCAAUCCCAAUAUAGCGGUAAUCACCAUCCACGCCACCAACACCACAGAGGUGGACAUGACAGAAUUUGUGUUCCAGGCUGCAGUACCAAAGACGUUCCAGCUGCAGCUUCUGUCCCCCAGCAGUAAUGUAGUCCCAGCACUCAACCAGGGAAGUGUCACGCAGGUCAUCAGGGUUCUCAACCCACAGAAGCAACAGUUGCGAAUGCGGAUCAAGCUGACAUACACUCACAAAGGCUCUCCAGUACAAGACCUAGCCGAGGUCAACAACUUCCCCCCUCAGUCCUGGCAGUGAUUUUGCUACCCUUCUCGAUCUUAAAGACCUCCCCUCCCCGGCAAGGGAACUAUGGGAAAGAUGUCCCCUCCCCAUUCCCGAAAUGAUCCCCCGUGACAUCACCACCGAUCGCUGCCCUGGGGUUGCAUGGGAAGCAGUGGAAUCUUCCUGACGCUGAGAUGAUGGUAUGAAGACUGAUGUUCAUGAUGAUGCUGAUUACAGCGACAACGAUGAAGAAAAAAAAAAUCACUAAUAUCUCAAUACAUAUCUUUUCAUUGGUUACUUUGCCCCGUCUGUCUUUCUCUCUGCUUCGGGGUUCGUGCAAAAAUUGUCCAUACUCACACACUUGCACUUAACGUUGUGCAUUCUCACUUAUACCCUCACUAUAUAGUGCACUCCGGUUUCACCCUUGGCGCGUACAUGGAGAAAACAUCACUCGCGGCCACUAUUCAAAGGAGCUGCUUGGUUGAUUUUUGUCUCUUUUGUUUGAUUUAUUAUUAUUUUCUUCAUGUUUUUAAUCUUGUUAAUGGGUUUUGGUGUAUUUUAAGAUAAAAAAAGCAAAACAAAAACAUGCUGAAUGAAUUGCAAAAGUCUGAACAUUUGCACCUUAAAGCAUUUCAGAAUCAAGAGGAACGCGGGUUGUGACGGCGCCUUAAAUUAUCAUUGUACAUGGCAUUUCUUAAAUUUUUUUCGUGUACGGUUGAUCUAAUGUCCUGUAAUAAAGUAUACCAGAUUGAAUGCUCCGGAUACACGCUGUGUUUUGGCUACACACGCAUCUCAUUUGAAUCUGGCUUGGCUCAUUGUCUGUCAGCAGUCAUAACUGUGUUGAAGCAUCAUGAGUUAGGGGAGAUCGUUCAGCACAUACAUCGAUCCUCGACUUGUUGUUUGAAAGCAAGACAGCUUGGAUUGAGGUAAACUUCAUUGGAGUUUAAAGAAACACUCUACUUUUUUGGGAAAUAGGCAUCAUCUAGAGUUGAAAAGUCGAGUUUUACCAUUUUUGAAUCCGUUCAGAUAUCCAGCACUUUUAGCUUAGCUUAGCAUAAAUCAUUGAAUAGGAUUAGACCGUUAGCAUCUUCCUCAAUGUCAAAAAAAGUUUUGAGCAUUAACUAAUUUCAACAGAAAAAGAAAAGUUGCUAUUUUCCAAGCCAAUAUGGCUAGGAACUAUACUAUUAUUAUGGCGUAAUAAUCAAGAAACUUUGCUGUUGUUUAGCUCAUAUAGUUCUAGUUCCUAGGAAAAUAGCAUCUUUUUGAUAUUUGUUGGUCCUAGUACAUCUGUAGAAGAGUUGAGCUUUAAAUGGGAUUCUGUAUUUUUUAAGGUAGAUGCUAAUGGUCUAAUCCGAUUCAGCGAUUUAUGCUAAGCUAAGCUAAAAGUGCUUAUAUCAAACCCGGAGGUUGGCUGAAUUGAUUCACAAAUGGUGCAUUAAAUAGGAAGAUUGUGAAAUGUCUGUAUUUUUUAAGGUAGAUGCUAAUGGUCCAAUCUCAUUCAGUGAUUUAUGCUAAGCUAAGCCAAAACUGCUAAUAUCAAACCCAGAGGUUGGCUGAAUUGAUUCUCAAAUGGUGCUUUAAAUAGGAAAAUCAUGAAACGUCUGUGUUUUUUGAGGUAGAUGCUAAUGGUCUAGUCCGAAUCAAUGACUUAUGCUAAGCUAAAAGCAUUUAAACCAGACUCCAAGAUUGGCUGAAUUGAUUCACAAAUGGUAAAACUAAACAUUUCAACUAUAGGAGCUGUAAAAUGAGCCUUUUGCAGCCUUUUGCCAACAAUAUGUGUAACUUUAGUCUGUAUUUGAGGUGGAUGCUAAUGGUCUAAUCUGAUUGAAUGAUUUAUGCUAAGCUAAAAGAGCUUUCACUAGACUCUGAGAUUGGCUGAAUUGAUUCACAAAUGGUAAAACUCGACUGUUCGACACUAUUGGAGCUGUAAAAGGAGCCUUUUCCCAACUAUGCUAAUGGUCUAAUCCGAUUCAUUGAUUUAUUUUAAGCUAAGCUAAAAGCUAAAUCAAACCUGAAGAUUGGCUUAAUGGAUUCACAAAUAGUAAAACUAAACUGUUUAACUCUAUCAAAGCUGUAAAAUGAGCUUAUUUCUAUCAAUAUGUAACUAUAUAGUCUGUAUUAUUAUUAUUUUUUUAGGUAGAUGCUAAUGGUCUAAUCCGAUUCAAUUAUUUAUGCUAAGCUAUAAGAGCUCCUACUAGACUCUGAGAUUGGCUGAAUUGAUUCACAAAUGGUAAAACUAAACUGUUCAACAAUAUAGGAGUUGUCAAAUGAGCCUCUUCCAACUAUAUGCAACUAUAGUCUGCAUUUUUUUAAGUAAAUGCUAAUGGUCUAACCGAUUCAAUGAUUUAUGCUAAGCUAAGCUAAAAGUGCUUAAAUCAAACCUGGAGAUUGGCUUAAUGGAUUCACAACUUGUAAAACUAAACCGUUCAACUCUAUAGGAGCUGUAAAAUGAGCCUUUUCAAACAAUAUGCAAGUAUAAUCAAUUUUUUGAGGUACAUGCUAACGAUCUAAUCCAAUUCAAUGAUUUAUGCUAAGCUAAGCUAAUCUAAAAGUACUUAACCCAACCCAAAGAUUGGCUGAAGUGAUUCACAAAUGGUAAAACCAAACUGUUCAACUUUAUGUUAGCUAUAAAAUGAGCCUUUUCCAACUAUAUGUAACUAUAGUCUGUAUUUUUUGAAGUACAUGCUAAUGGUCUAAUCCGAUUCAAUGAUUUAUGCUAAGCUAAGCUAAAAGUGUUUACACCAAACCCGGAGGUUGGCUGAAUUGAUUCACAAAUGGUAAAACUAAAAUGUUCAGCUCUAAAGGAGCUGUAAAAUGAGCCUAUUUCCAAAAAAUGUGGAGUGUUCCUUCAAGAGUGUUGCUGGUUUCUGUUUGCGCAUCAACAUUGCACCCCCUUCCACCCCCCCCCCCCCCCCCCCCUUCCACCACCAAAAAAAUCCUCUAAUAUGAAAUAUUAUGUUUGCCUCUACUCUUCACAGAUGGUGUGUUCUUGUAUUGAUUCUUAUUUGUUUUAUUUCAAAUAUUAUAAUACAUCUAUGUAGAAUUAAAUAUAAAUAGCCUACACUAAAGAUUGAUUUUUAGCACGGUCCCACUGGAUCUAUUAAAUGUGAUAGCUUGAUCUUCAAAUUGAUUUCUCACUAAAUUAACACCUAUAGAGAGGCCCGGCGAUGUGUAAUGAGAUCACAGUCUGCGUAGAAUGCUGUAAAUGUAGACUAUGAAUAUAAGGCCUUCAUGAAUGUAGUUAUAUGCACUGAAUGGACUUUUGUUUUUCUUUUGUUUGACUUUGUGCAGUGAUUUGAAGUACAGAAAUAUUGCCUGAUUUAAAGCAAUGUGCCUUUGUCAUAACCGCUGAUGCGAGACGAUUGGUUAUGGUUACAGGAACAGCAAGAAACGUGACGUCUGACGAGUAGAGGAUCUUUUUGUUUUGCUGUCAUUUCAGUCUUGUGUGUUAGUUUGUCUCUUCUCGCAGCUUCCAAAGGCAGUCCGCAACAUUAACCUGAAUAUACCUCACAUUGUCUUCGUUUUUUCAUUUUGAGAAUAACGACUGUUUCAUCAAGUCACCGAAAUGCUCUCUUUGGCGUCUGUACCCUCAUCUCUCGCUGCUCUUCGUUUUCUCGAUCACUUUUUUUUGUUGUUGUUGGCGUGAUCACAUUCGCUCUGCCACACUGAAGUCUGGUGACCAAAAUCAAGAGAUAUUGGGCCUUGGGAAAUAUUUUUUAGCAAUGUUAUGUAUAUGGAGGAAAACGAAACGACUUCAUUCUGUUAGAAUCUGUCUGUCCCUUUGUUUUGCGAUCCUUUUGAUUUCUUGGCUUUUUUUUUCUGUACAUAUUGAGGGCUUUUAAGAUGCAUCAUCGUCCCUUUUUAAGAUCCCAUUUUCUAAGACUUCCUUUCAGUACUGCACAGUGUAUAAUGUUCGAAGCUUUCCCCUCGGAAAAUAGUCUAACGUACCUGUUUGAUUGAUUGAUUGAUUGAUUGAUUGUUUAUUGGAAAGAUAAUGUACUAUGUGCUGCCUGUAUAUUGUAUAUAAUUGUAAAACGCAUCAAAAAGAUCAAAUCAAAUAAAAAUCCCAUUUGAAGACCUA